This is a messenger RNA of Hypanus sabinus (Atlantic stingray), 2527 nucleotides long. RefSeq names its product NADH-cytochrome b5 reductase 3-like. The record is from RefSeq and is a predicted model, not a curated record. The transcript is spliced from 9 exons. Gene Ontology annotation, cellular component: mitochondrion. Gene Ontology annotation, molecular function: FAD binding; oxidoreductase activity. NCBI's taxonomy places the organism in Eukaryota, Metazoa, Chordata, Chondrichthyes, Myliobatiformes, Dasyatidae. Bases 89 to 991 code for a protein of 300 amino acids.
AGGAAGGGGAGGAGACCAAUUAAUUUAAGGGAAGGGGCGGGACUAGGGCGCGGUCACUUUGUGUCGGAGCGAAAGUGGCAGAGGCAAAAUGUUGGGCCGAGUGGUGGCGGCUCUCUUCUCCUUUCUGAAGUCACUGGUUAACGUUUUCCUGAAGAUACUUGGUCUUAAGAAAACAGGUCCGCCAAUCACACUUGAAGACCCAAAUACAAAAUAUGCAUUGAGACUGAUCGAUAAGGAGGUGGUGACCCGUGACACCAGGAGGUUCCGCUUCGCCCUCCCGUCCACAGAACACGUGCUGGGACUGCCGAUUGGGCAGCACAUCUACCUGUCAGCCAGGGUGAAUGGGCAACUGGUGGUCAGACCCUACACCCCCGUCUCCAGCGACGAUGACAAGGGAUACGUGGAUCUGGUGAUCAAGGUUUACUUCAAAGGAGUCCAUCCCAAGUUCCCUGAAGGAGGUAAAAUGUCCCAGUACCUGGAGAACCUAAGAAUCCAGGACAGCAUUGACUUCCGGGGACCCAGUGGUCUGCUUGUUUACAAGGGAAAAGGACAGUUUGCCAUUCGGCCAGAUAAGAAAUCUGAAGCCAAGAUCAAGGAGGUUAAGAAAGUGGGCAUGAUUGCUGGUGGAACAGGCAUCACCCCCAUGCUGCAACUGAUCCGAGCGAUUGUGAAGGAUCCCAGUGAUCCCACCAUUUGCCAUUUGCUGUUUGCCAACCAGAGUGAGAAGGACAUUCUUCUGCAGUCUGAGCUGGAAGAGAUUGAGGCGGAGAAUCCUCAUCGUGUGAUAAUCUGGUACACCUUGGACAAAGCACCUGAAGGUUGGAAGUACAGUGAGGGAUUUGUGAAUGAACAGAUGAUUCAAGAGCACUUACCCCCAGCAGCAGACGACGUUCUCAUCCUCAUGUGCGGUCCUCCGCCAAUGAUAGAAUUCGCAUGCAACCCCAACCUCGACAAACUGGGCUACAGUCAGGAUGCACGCUUUGCAUUUUGAGGAGCUUCUGUCCUGAAUUAGUGUAAUUGCUACGAUUUCAUUUUAUAUAAGCUACCUGCUUGUUGGCAUUUUACAAUUUAUUAUUAGAGCUGAAAUGCAAAAGCAAGGGUUUGAGUUGAUUGAUCUCAGCUAGCUGGACCGCUACCUGUUGCUGCUGCUUCAUUGUAAAUUUGCACCAGAGUGUUUGGCAGAUGCUCUCUGGUCUGGGAGCAGCAAAACGGCAGAGGCAUGUACUAACAGUUGUCUGCUCCUUUAAGCUGAGUGCUUGCAUUGGGCUGCAGUGACUGUCUAUCCUGUCUAGAUGAUGAAACGAAGUUUGGUUGUGAGGCUGAGAUAAUAGUGAUAGGAUGUAAUGUAUGUGCAUAAGGUGGGACUUCUGGGAACAGCGAUGGGAAUUGGAAGGACAAGGACACUAUUUCUAGUUACAGAAUCAAUGUGACUAUCAAGUCUAGAGGAAUUAAAAUCCAGUUUAUUAUCACUGGCAAAUGGUGAAAUUUGUCAUUUUGCAGCAGUAGAUUGCAAUACAUAAAAACAACUAAAUUGGUGCGAAGUAUAAGUAGUGCAAAAAGAGAGCAAAAGAAAAAAUAAUGGGUUCAUUGUCCAUUCAGAAAUUUGAUGGCAGAGGGGAAGAAGCUAUUCCUGAAAUGUUGAGUGUCUCUUUUAGCUCACGGUCGCAAUGAGAACAGGGCCCAUCCUGGGUGAUAGGGGUCCUUAAAGAAGGAUGCCACCUUUUUGAAGGAUUAUUGCAAGUAAGAUUUUUUUGGUAUAACUUCAGUCUGAAAUGGAGAUUAGAGGAAUUUUUAAAACUAACAUCUGCUUUAAGUAGUACUGUAGUAUACGUGAGAGAGCAGAGAUUGAAAUUUAUGGAUGGAUUCACUAGUCUUGCUACUGAGUCAGCCCUGGUUGCAAGUUGCAUAGCUCAAGAGGAACCCUCAAAGAUUUUGAGUUAAUUUCCUGACCAAGGGAAUGGCAUUUUGGCACCACUGAGACUAGCUGUAGAGGCAUCACCUUCAAAAGGCACUGCCUCAAAAUGGCAGCAUCCAUCAUUAAGGACUUCCAUCACCCAGGAAGUGCCCUCUUAUUGUUACCUUUGAGAUGGUUGUACAGAAGCCUGAAGACACACACACACUGUUUCAGGAACAGCUUCUUCCCCUCUCCCAUCAGAUUACUGAAUGGACAAUGAACCCAUGAACACUAAAAUCAGUAUUUUUCCUCUUUGCACUACUUAUUUUCACAAACAGUAUACUUAUUAUAGUUUUUAUUAUGUAGUGUAAUGUAAGGGUCUCAGCCUGAAAUGUUGACUCUUUAUUCCUUUCCACAAAUGCUGCCUGAACUGCUGAGUUCCUCCAGCAUUGUUGUUAAUUUUCCCCAGCUAACCUGCAGGAGGCAGGCCAUGAUGCACUCUACUGCAGAUGUUUGCAGGACUUUGUCAACUUCCUAUUAGCAGAAUAUACACUACAGAAUUGUAAUCUUAUGCACUAUCCACCACUGUACACACCCCUUGUAAUAAUAUAGCUAAAUAAAGAUUGAAUGGUA